UUCUGAUCUGAUUCAUUUUACAAAUUACUUCAAAAUAAUGAUACCGUGUAAAUAAAAAUUAAAGUUCAUAUUCUAAGAAACAUUAGUUACGUAUAAUAAGUAACAGAGUUGGAACAAUUUGGUUUCAAAAUGGAAGUUAUUCCUGCAGCCAGGCAAGCACUUAUGUGUUUCUUAUUAUCAAACUUUACGUUUAUCGUCUGCUUUUUAACUGGAGUGCUGGGAUCUUCUUCAGAAUUAUGGGCUCUUAAAUACUGGGGGCCUGCAUUAUACUUUUGUUUGAUUAAUUUCGUGUUGAAAUACUGCUACAAAGGAUUCAUAUACGAGGUAUCUAUAAGAGCUUCGGGAUUAGGAGCUGGUAUGGCUGUCGGGCUGUACCUUAUCUCAUUUAAUAAUGGCUGGAAGAUUUUUGGGUUGUAUGCAGUUGCUCUGACAUUUUUCCAUUUUUCUGAAUUUGUGGCAGUAGCAUUGUCCAACCCAAAGACUGUGACCAUAGACUCAUUUAUCCUGAACCAUAGUGUUCAGUAUGCUGUUGCAGCGGUAGCCAGCUGGGUGGAAUGGGCCGUGGAGUACUACUUCUUCCCAGAUUUAAAAUCACAUUUCUGGCUGUCGAGUUUGGGUGUGGUUAUGUGCUUUGGUGGAGAGCUUCUCAGGAAAACUGCAAUGUUCACAGCUAAGCACAACUUUACACACACUGUGCAGUUUGUGAAGAGACCAGAACAUCAACUUGUGACUCACGGUGUAUACUCUCUCUGUCGACACCCAAGCUAUGUGGGCUGGUUCUACUGGUCUAUUGGAACACAGAUUAUACUACUAAACCCUUUCUGCGUAAUAGUUUACGCGAUGGCCUCGUGGAUGUUCUUUCGGGAGCGCGUGUAUGCUGAAGAGAUGACCCUGUUGGCAUUCUUCGGCAAGCAGUAUGAGGAGUAUCAGAAGAGAGUUGGUACUGGACUACCUUGCAUACCAGGAUAUGUCCCCGAGAACAGGAGACAGAAUCUAAAAGAAGAUCAUUGGAGUUAUUAGUCUGAUAAUCACAAAGCUUUAAGGAUUGUGGAAUUACAACCAAUAAAAGUAUUGCGUAAGUACAAUAUAGGGACGUCAAUGUAACGAAACAAUUAAUGUAAUUUUUUAACUAGUUGAAAAACUACUUGAUUUUGUCAACUACUUACACAAAACAUUAAAAAUAGACUAGUGACGUAAUAAAAGACGUUCAGAGUUUUCCAUCAACAUUUCAACUAGUUGUAAAACAUUUAACAUUUAAAAGAAAAAACAGUGAACAUUUGUUUCAACUAGUUAAAUCAACGCCCAUCCCUAGUACAGUGGUGGAAAUUAAUUACCUACCCAUUUCAGUGUAAAUGUCAUUUGACACAGCAGAAAAUAUGACAAAAUAUAUUGCUCUUAUGUUAACAGUUUACUUUAAUUUAAAAAUUAUUUAAUUUUUUUUACAUUGAAAUAUUUGAUAUACUUGCAGUUAAUUUAUAACAGAUUUUCAUAUUGUCUAGUCAAAUAUAUCAGGUAUAUGUGUAAAUAUUUGAUCGCCGAUAUACUUGAGGGAAUUAAAAUGAAAGAGAUCUUUGCCAGGAGCGAAUGCGUGUACUUGAUGCUGGCUACAGAAUUUGAAUGACCUUAUUUAAAAAGUAUAUUAUGUGACGGUGAUCUAUAAAGCCGUUGUUAUUAAAAUGGCGGGCGCUCGCGCGAACAAUAUAUUUUUCAGUUGUUAUUAUCUCUAAAGAGUUGUAAUAGUUAUAUAAGAUUAAACGCCUGUCCUAAAUUGUAAAUUGUCUGAUAACAAUCUAAAAUGUAAAUUAUGUGAUGAAAAUAUCGUAUUUUGUUCCCUUAUCUGACAAUAAUGUCAUUUUUAAGCUAUCUGAGCCUCUAUCAGCCAGAGGUGGGACAGGCCGUUAAAUAUUCACAUACAUAAUUCACAGUGUAUAUCAUAAAAGAUUUAGAAAUAUCUUUUUUUUAAUGGAGACAUGUGUAUUGGUAAAAUAUGUACAGAAAAAGACAUCGAAAAUACGAUGACAUUGACAAUGUGUUCUUAUUUCAAAUAAUUUAAAUUCUUCCUUUUUUUCUAAUGGCUUGAGACCUAAAAACAUGUAAAAACUCCUUGAAC
This is a messenger RNA of Papilio polytes (common Mormon), 2110 nucleotides long. RefSeq names its product protein-S-isoprenylcysteine O-methyltransferase (gene ste14). The record is from RefSeq and is a predicted model, not a curated record. Gene Ontology annotation, molecular function: protein C-terminal S-isoprenylcysteine carboxyl O-methyltransferase activity. Gene Ontology annotation, cellular component: membrane; endoplasmic reticulum. The transcript has 5 exons. Gene Ontology annotation, biological process: C-terminal protein methylation. NCBI's taxonomy places the organism in Eukaryota, Metazoa, Arthropoda, Insecta, Lepidoptera, Papilionidae. The coding region runs from base 130 to 1020 and encodes 296 amino acids.